Messenger RNA from Aureobasidium namibiae CBS 147.97, 372 nucleotides. RefSeq lists its product as uncharacterized. The transcript has a single exon. Lineage: Eukaryota; Fungi; Ascomycota; Dothideomycetes; Dothideales; Saccotheciaceae. The record is from RefSeq and is a predicted model, not a curated record. The annotation marks the transcript as partial.
UUUGUUUUUGUCGACAGGAUCGAUCACUGUUACGACAAACCGUCGGCGGUGCCAGUAGAGGCUCAAAGUGACCCAGACUCGCCGUUCGUCUCGAAGACACCAGAGCAAUGUAGCCAAAUGCUCCUCAGGCUUCGCGAAGACACCGACUCAGAGAUUGUUCCUUACUACGUUAUGAUCAUGGUCGAGAGACCGCAAAAGGACGAUACCGUGCUGCUUGUGUCAGCAGUAAUAGAAGCGCCAGUGUGUACCGUGAGGGCUACUUUCGAGGCGUCUGCGCAGGCGAUCGUGCUUUGCCUUACAGGACAUAGGGGUAUUGAAGAGGAUAUCGAGAGUGCUGAAGGAAAGGAAGAUGGUGUCUAUCACGGACGGUAA